AAAAAAAAAGACAGUCACUCUAUCUUCCACUCCACUCACUAUGUCUACCUCUUUCAUUUAUAAGGGUCAAUUGACCGGUCACAACGGUUGGGUCACUUGUUUGUCCACCUCUGCUGCCAAUCCAAACAUCUUGGUUUCUGGUUCCCGUGAUAAGUCUAUUGUUGUCUGGGAAUUGACUAAGGAACAAGGUGCUUAUGGUGUUCCAAAGAGAUCCCUCACUGGUCACGCUCACUAUGUCUCUGACAUCUGUAUGACCGCUGAUGCUCAAUAUGUCUUGUCUGGUUCUUGGGAUAAGACUCUCAGAUUGUGGAAUUUGAGCAAUGGUAACUGUGAAAGAAACUUCUUGGGUCACACCAACGAUAUCUUGUCUGUUUCCUUCUCUCACGAUGACAGACAAAUCGUCUCUGGUUCCCGUGAUAAGACCAUCAAGUUGUGGAACACUUUGGGUGAAUGCAAGUACAACAUUACCGAUAAGGGUCACAAGGAAUGGGUCAGUUGUGUUAGAUUCGUUGCCAACAAGGAAAAGCCAUUGAUCAUUUCUGCUGGUUGGGACAAGAUUGUCAAGUUGUGGGAUUUGUCCACUUGUACCUUGAACACCAAUUUGGUUGGUCACACUGGUUACAUUAACUCUGUCUGUGUUUCUCCUGAUGCUUCCUUGUGUGCUUCUGGUGGUAAGGACGGUGUUGCCGUUUUGUGGGAUUUGACUAAGGGUGAACACUUGUAUCACUUGCCUUUGGAUGGUAACGAUGUUAUCAAUGCUUUGGCUUUCUCCCCAACUAAGUACUGGUUGUGUGCUGCUACUGAUAAUUGUAUCAAGAUCUGGGACCUCCAAUCCAAGACUGUCCUCGCUGAAUUGGUUCCUGAAUCAAAGGGUAACAAGAAGCCAGCUUGUAUUUCUCUUGCCUGGUCUGCUGAUGGUACUACUUUGUUCUCUGGUUACACUGAUAACACCAUCCGUGUCUGGGGUUGUUAAAUUGUCUCCUUAUUAGCUAAUAAAAUAUUAAAUUCCU
This is a messenger RNA of Naegleria gruberi, 1010 nucleotides long. RefSeq lists its product as uncharacterized. Lineage: Eukaryota; Heterolobosea; Eutetramitea; Acrasida; Naegleriidae. Gene Ontology annotation, biological process: positive regulation of protein phosphorylation; rescue of stalled cytosolic ribosome. Gene Ontology annotation, molecular function: ribosome binding; translation regulator activity; protein kinase C binding. Gene Ontology annotation, cellular component: cytosol; nucleus. The record is from RefSeq and is a predicted model, not a curated record. The transcript is spliced from 2 exons. Bases 41 to 973 code for a protein of 310 amino acids.